Rhopalosiphum maidis (corn leaf aphid) is the source of this 1682-nucleotide messenger RNA. RefSeq lists its product as uncharacterized. The record is from RefSeq and is a predicted model, not a curated record. Gene Ontology annotation, cellular component: Golgi apparatus; extracellular exosome; plasma membrane. Bases 1 to 948 code for a protein of 315 amino acids. Gene Ontology annotation, biological process: negative regulation of amyloid precursor protein biosynthetic process. The transcript is spliced from 7 exons. NCBI's taxonomy places the organism in Eukaryota, Metazoa, Arthropoda, Insecta, Hemiptera, Aphididae. Gene Ontology annotation, molecular function: amyloid-beta binding.
AUGACCGUCAUCACUAUGCCGACGACCGAGAAGAAGUCGGACAACGUGCCGCUGGUGACCAACAUCGAGAUCGACCCUUCAGCCCAGGAAAAAGACUUGGAAACUGGAAAUGGUGUACAUAAUCGCCCAGUCAGAUCUAAAUUUUUGGUGCUCAGAGUCAUUAAUGAUCGUGUUUAUUCUAUGUGGGCAUUAAUUUAUGUAUUGCUGAUGUCAUUAGUAAUUACAUUCAUGAUGCUUUAUGGGGAACAUAUUUAUAGAGCUAUUGGAAAUGCUUUUAAUGAUGAGAAUGAUGCUUUCUACGGAACUGGCACUAUUGCUUUAAAUGAUAAGUUAUCUCUUCCCAUUCAAGAUAUAAACAAUGACUACGAAAUGAAUCAAUUAAAAAAUGAUAUGGAGUUCAAGAAACUUGAGAACUUUGCUUUGAAUAUGGAAAAAAUGAACAGCCAAAUGAUGAACCCUGAUGAUGUUAUUUCUGAAUUUAAAGAAGAUUUUGAACUAGAUCUUAAGGAAGAUAGUUAUGAAAAAAUUCUUCCAAUUCUACCAUUAGCUAACUCCGCUCGUUUUAUUCAUGAUUUCAGCGCGAAUGUCACUGGUAUUGUAGAUAUUGACGGUAAGCGUUGUUUCAUUAUGCCAUUAAACCGCAGUGCAGUAUUGCCACCAAAAUCUUUAUACGAUUUGUUGUUUAAAAUGUCAAGUGGUUAUUAUGCCGUUGAUACCAGUAAUGUGAUGCACAAUAUGCGUGUGGUGAAACCAGCUAUUCAGGAUCUCACAGAAUAUGGCAUUUAUAUUGCUAAAGAUUGUGCAGGUUUUCCAACUUAUAAACUGGAAAAAAUCGUUUCUGGAGUAUUCAAGCGGAGUGUUUCGGCCCACACGAAAACUUUUUCGGCGUUUUCGGGACAGAUGGACUCAUUCCAUAUACUCAACUAUGAAGACAUCAAUUCGCAGUAAAAUAAAAUGAUCUCCCGUCUUUAUAUUUGAUAUAAUAAUAGGUUACACACUUACACAUACACAAUAUAUUUAUAAAUACUACCUAUAUAAUAGGUAUCUAUUUUAUCUAUUUACGAUUUUGUUUAAGAUUUUAUUUUCAAAGUUUUAUGAUAUUAUAUUCACUCAUUAUACUUUUCUAGUAGGCACUUAGUGCUUUGUAACAUCGGUACAAGGUACCUACCUAUACCUAAUCUUAUCCGAUACACCCGUAUAUAAUAUAGGUGGUAUAUACCAUGUGAUAUAUACUAUAAUAAUAUAACAAUAUAAUAUUGUAGAUUGUAAUUGAUCAUAUAUUCAUAUAUAUUAUUAUAAACUGUUAAAUUUGAUUCUAAAAUGUCGAUUGAGUUGUUCUCGUGUCCACAAAUAUCAAACGUUAUUUUGAGGAUUUUUUGUUUUUUAUUUUCGAAAGUUUUAUGCAAGUAUGUGUUGCCAAAAGUCCAUUAAAUUAUAUUGAAGCUCGAAUUAUAUUCAUCACCAAUGAUCAAAUAAUUUUGUAUGGUAUAUAAUAUUAUUAUUGAACGAUAAUAUUAGCUAUACCUAUUAUAUAUAAUAAUUAUAUAAUAUAUACUUGCGUCUGUAGUCGAACGUUGUAAAAUAGCAUAAUUUUUGGUAUCAGAGUAUUUGGAUUAAUAUACAUUAUACAUAUGUCUAUAUUUAUACACUUUAUAUAGAGUCUAAUAAAAUAAUAAAACAGA